GCCGCAGUCGACUGGGCUUCUAUAGCGACACCACCACGAUUCGUUCAUGAGCCGAACGAGCCAGUAUUAUAUUUUAAAGUUGAAAAAGUUGGUACGGAGCAAACGAAAGCUCCAGAUAAUCUCUUCCAAAUUACUAUCAAUUGUAUAGCCGAAGGAAAUCCAGUUCCAUCGUGA
Cylicostephanus goldi is the source of this 174-nucleotide messenger RNA. NCBI's taxonomy places the organism in Eukaryota, Metazoa, Nematoda, Chromadorea, Rhabditida, Strongylidae. The record is from the annotation of a GenBank genome assembly.